Magallana angulata is the source of this 3001-nucleotide messenger RNA. RefSeq lists its product as uncharacterized. Bases 83 to 691 code for a protein of 202 amino acids. NCBI's taxonomy places the organism in Eukaryota, Metazoa, Mollusca, Bivalvia, Ostreida, Ostreidae. The record is from RefSeq and is a predicted model, not a curated record. The transcript is spliced from 8 exons.
UAAGAGCGAGUAGGCGCUGUGUAUAUAUAUAUAUAGAAAGACAGGUAAAUUCAGGUAGAGAACAGCAGACUUAUUCAGGUGAAUGAUGUGGUUUAUGGUAGCUAUAGUAUCCCUCACAGUGUUGGGCACACAUGGACAACUAAAUAACACGCACACAGCAGGGGGGAUAACAAAUGGAGUCGGAAACCAAAACGCCCAACCAGUCUUAAGCAACGCAGAAGCAAUCAAGGUAGCAGAGACGCUUGUUGACACAGCCAAUCAGCUUCUUUCUAUUCUCAAACGAGGCAGUGCUCCCAGCGCGAAAUCUCCAGAGAAGGAUCCUUUGUAUGGAGGUCUCACCACGCUUCCUCCUUUUCCCACCACGGACGCUUAUUCUUUUUUCACCAGUGUGACUGGAGCCCCCGCCGCUCUCUGUCCCAACGGCCGUCCCCAGGCUCAAUGUAGUCCCGACCCCUGUCUAACCUGGGAGUGCGCCAACAUUGCAGGAGUACAGUGCGAACGAACAUGCGACUCCUGUGAUCCAAUGUUUAGAACACGGGGAAGUGACGUCACAUCAAUCUGUGAGAUCAGGCGUAUUCCCCGCCCUCUACACAUGAUGGCCGCUCCAUUCUCACCGUUCGAUACAUUCGCUUCUGAAGGUUUGCAUCCUAUUGAGAGAAUGUUUCUUAGAGGAACCUUCCCGGCCAAAUAAUACUCCUCAUUUUGUCUCUAACCAGCACAUGGUGACGUCAUAAAUGCCGGGAAUUUGAAUGAUUCAACAGAUUAUUGGGACUGUAUAGUAGAUGCUGUUUGCAUGUGGAAUUUUGAAUUGUAGAUACAAUAUCAUUAAACAGUUGGUCAAUAAACCUGCAUGUCUGACAAUCGUAUACAGGUUUUUAAAAGUUCUUCUGUACGAAAUGGUGUAUUUUAUAGCAACCUCCUUCAGUCAAAUGUAUUUUAUAGCAACCUCUUUCAGUUAAAUGUAUUUUAUAGCAACCUCUUUCAGUUAAAUGUAUUUUAUAGCAACCUCCUUCAGUCAAAUGUAUUUUAUAGCAACCUCCUUCAGUUAAAUGUAACCUUCUUUUCUACUUUUAGUUGUUGGUAUUUUGGGUAACGUUUUAUGCAUUGUGGAGUCAUUAUGGGAAUUUUUGACCUAAUGAUGUCUUAUUUCAAUCAUACAUGAAAGAGCAAAUGUUUUUUCGUUUUCAUAAAUUGAAUUGAUAAUUUCACAAUUUGACAUAAUAUGAUACUACAUAUCCUAUAAAACAAAUUCAUGAUAAACCAAAACAAUAUCUAUAUAAAUGCAACAAAAAAAGUCAUCAUUCAUUGUUUUACACAAGUAAAGAAAAGAAUAAUAUUUAAUGAUUUAUAGAUUGAUGGAAAGAAUUUAUCAAAAUGACAUUAUAAGGUCCUUUAGAGAAUUAAAAAGUAGUUUUUCCCUAUACCAAACAUGUAUUACCCCAUUUGCCACUGAUGCAUAAAACAAAGUAGACUCUAUACAAUAAGCCAAGCAUGUGUCUUUUCAACCAUUUAUUUCUGAUGCACGAAACAUCUGUGAUGUUGUAAUUGUUCGACGACAUUACAAAUGACGUCAGAGGUUUGUAUUGCAGUAAUAAGUGCCCUUGACCUAGAUUUCCUGCCGGGAGACUACCUCGACAAACUUCGGGAAGAAACUCAGACCUCGACAGCACGGCCGUCACAGACCGUAAACGAAGAUAACUAUCUGAACUCUGAUACAGUGAGGGUAAAUAAAAAAGCAAACAAGAAAAAAGUUGCCAAGAAAAAAGACAAAAAUAAGAUUUUGCGGAAAAUUCAAAAACCGGAAAGAAAAACCCCAACCACCACCCCGAUUCCGCGUGUUUUGUCAAAACCAGAUAUCAGAAGAAUCCAACAACCACCACUUAGUAGGGAAAACAUCACUGAAAAAUCACUUUCAAUUACCAAAAAUCAAAUCUAUCAACCGAAUUACCAAUCAAAUUCAGUCCUAUCAUCCCUUGUUGACCAAAUACCACUGACUGCUCUGACACACUUGCUUCCUGGAAUAAGUAGUUUGAUAGAGUCUAGAAAUAGAGUUUCUACCAAAAAUCAGGGAACAGAGCUUUCACGUGUUGUCCAGGUACCAGUUGAUUUCCAGUCACCGACUCCAACAAAUACAGUCGUUCAGUACAAAAACAGAGAGACACAGGUACUUCCCCUAACUCCGUCCCAGUACAGGCGAAUUAACCGUCAUCCCAAUAGAAACGCUAUUUUACAGAGUCUAAGAGAUAUCCUUGGAGCUCGGCCACUGUCUCACAUGCUUCAAGUUCCUGUAUCGCCGAGUGGUUCACAACCGGAGGUCAGGCAGAAAUCCAGUGCGCAGAAUCUGAAUGUUGGCCAAAGCAAUGUAAUUGACGUUAGUAUACCGUUCCAAAGAAAAGGGAUGGGUCCGCUUAAGUUCUUUAACUGAAAUCCUUAAAAUUAUUUGUGUGCUUUUUGUUUAAAUGAACAUUAUCUUAACUGUUAUUGGCUUCUAUUUUUAACUGUGUCUUGUUCACGAUACGGGCAGGUAUAUUGCCUUUUUACAAUGUUCCAAGUUUCUUUUGAUACAGUUUUGCAAUUUAAACUCUGAGGUUUAAUUGACUUGUAACAUUGUAGAACUCGACAUAAUUGAUUCGUUUCUUGAGGAAUAUGUAUAGCUUACAGACAUUGGUCUUAGAAAUAUACAUAUACCUAUAGAUUCAAUCAUCCUUCCUUUAUUUCAGUAUAAUGUUUUUAUCUAAGGAAUAAGGAAUCAUUCUUUGAGAAUUAUGAGGUGAUAAUUUCGGUUGGGGCGUGGUCAAAUCCAAUAAAGACCGAAGGUCAAAACAUAAAAGGAAGGUACAUGUCCUCCAGUAGUUCUUGUGAAAUCGUUAUAUUGUAAUCUUAUCAACCGUAUUAAAGUUUGUAUGUAUAUUAACUUGAUCACAAAAUUAAUGUUUAAAUUUUUUUAGACAAUGUACAUAUAGUAUAUGUUUAAUGUAAUAAAUAAAUCAAAUUAAAAGAG